CGCGCCACGGCGACCCCACCGCCCCCUCCCCUCGUUAACACUCUCGUGCCUAGUAGCAGCUGGUGCUAGCUAGUGGUAUCCACCCACAUUCUUCCAGCUAGAGCGAGGGGGCAGCCGGCCAGCCAGCGAGCAGCGCAGCGAUGGCGUCCACCUCCUGCUUCCUCCACCAAUCCACCGCCCGCCUCGGCGCCGCCUCCUCGCCCCGCGCCGCUCCCGCGCGCGCCCAGCUCUUCGUCUGCAAGGCCCAGAAGCAGGACGCCGCCGAGGGCGACGUCUCCCGGCGCGCCACGCUCGCGCUCCUCGCCGGCGUCGCCGUCGUCGGCGCCAAGGUGUCCCCGGCCGCCGCCGCCUACGGAGAAGCAGCCAACGUGUUCGGGAAGCCCAAGACGGACACGGAGUACAUGGCGUACAGCGGGGACGGCUUCAAGCUGCUGAUCCCGUCCAAGUGGAACCCCAGCCGGGAGCGCGAGUACCCCGGCCAGGUGCUCCGCUACGAGGACAACUUCGACGCCAACAGCAACGUCUCCGUCAUGAUCCAGCCCACCACCAAGAAGACCAUCACCGAGUUCGGCUCCCCCGAGGAGUUCCUCGCCCAGGUGGACUACCUGCUCGGCAAGCAGGCCUACAGCGGCAGGACAGACUCCGAGGGCGGGUUCGAGUCCGACGCGGUGGCCACGGCCAACAUCCUGGAGAGCUCCGCGCCGAUGGUCAACGGGAAGCAGUACUACAGCGUCUCGGUGCUGACGAGGACGGCGGACGGCGACGAGGGCGGCAAGCACCAGCUCAUCACGGCCACCGUCGCGGACGGCAAGCUCUACAUCUGCAAGGCGCAGGCCGGCGACAAGAGGUGGUUCAAGGGCGCCAAGAAGGGCGUCGAGAAGGCCGCCAGCUCCUUCAGCGUCGCAUGAUGAGAUCGGAUUUGAUUGGUUCAUGGGAUGCACCGUGUGUAGAGAUGGCAUAUGCAUGUGUGUUCCUUUGAUUGUACAUGAGAACAAACUAAGAGAAGUCCAUUUCCCUGCAAGGAUUUCUUUCAUCGAUGUUCAAGAUAUCUUAGUGCUAAUAAUGCUUCAUUUUUGUA
Messenger RNA from Phragmites australis (common reed), 1078 nucleotides. Its product is annotated as oxygen-evolving enhancer protein 2, chloroplastic-like. Gene Ontology annotation, molecular function: calcium ion binding. Gene Ontology annotation, biological process: photosynthesis. Lineage: Eukaryota; Viridiplantae; Streptophyta; Magnoliopsida; Poales; Poaceae. The record is from RefSeq and is a predicted model, not a curated record. Gene Ontology annotation, cellular component: extrinsic component of membrane; photosystem II oxygen evolving complex; photosystem II. The transcript is spliced from 3 exons. Bases 141 to 908 code for a protein of 255 amino acids.